Dendrobium catenatum is the source of this 5794-nucleotide messenger RNA. RefSeq names its product transcription elongation factor SPT6 homolog. Bases 208 to 5421 code for a protein of 1737 amino acids. Gene Ontology annotation, biological process: transcription elongation by RNA polymerase II; positive regulation of transcription elongation by RNA polymerase II; nucleosome organization. Gene Ontology annotation, cellular component: transcription elongation factor complex. The transcript has 17 exons. NCBI's taxonomy places the organism in Eukaryota, Viridiplantae, Streptophyta, Magnoliopsida, Asparagales, Orchidaceae. Gene Ontology annotation, molecular function: histone binding; DNA binding; nucleosome binding. The record is from RefSeq and is a predicted model, not a curated record.
UGGCUGGAUUUAGCGUAAAUCCGACUUAAAUCCCAACAUAAAUCCGAUACCAAACAGCGCCUUAGGCUUUGCAUUUCUAACUUGCUUCUUUAAUCGCCGAGAGGCUCUAUUUGCUAGAGAAUCCGCUGAUUUCGCCUCUCGUUAGCAGCAGUGGGUUCGGUCUAGGGUUCGCUCCAGUUCGCUCGAUAUUAUCGAGUUUACCGCAGGAUGGGCGGGAGAGCAGUAGUCUCCGAUGAUGAAGAUGAGUUGGAGGAGGUGGAUGACGAAGGGAACAUGCAAGGGGCGGGCAAAGGUGAUAUUGAGGAGAGGGAUGAGGAUGAUGAUGAGGAAGAUGAAGAAGAGGGACAAGAUGAGUACGAGAAGGAUGGGUUUAUAGUGGAUGAUGUGGAGGAAGAAGAAGAGGGAGAGGAGAACAACGAGGACAGUGAUGAGGAGCGGCACAGAAAAAAGAGGAAGAAAAAAAGAGAGUCUGAAAGGACUUACGUUCUUGAUGAGGACGACUAUGAGUUGCUAGAGGAUAAUAACAUCACUGUACAUCGGCCUAAACCAGGUAGCAAAUUCAAGCGCUUGAAAAAGGCUGGGCGGGAUUCGGAGGCGGAGGAGCGUUCCGGUUUCUCUGAUGAUGAAGAAUCUGAGAGGGCAGAUCGUGGUGGUAGAACUGCCGAGGAGAAACUCAAGCGAAGCUUGUUUGGUGAUGACGAAGGUGCACCUCUUGAAGAUAUUGCUGAAGAAGAGGAGCAACCAGAAGAAGAAGAGGGGGAUUUGAUUGGCGAUGAGGAUGAGAUGGCUGAUUUUAUCGUUGACGAGGAAGAUGUUGAUGAGAAUGGCACCAUUGUGAGGCGACCCAAGGUGAAGAAAAAGAAAUCUAAACAGGCCCCUGGCGUUUCGUCAUCUGCUUUACAGGAAGCUCAAGAGAUAUUUGGUGAUGUUGAUGAGCUAUUGAUGCUCCGUAAACAAGGGAUGGCAAGAGAUUCUAGUGAAUGGGUGGAAAAGAGACUAGAGGAUGAGUUUGAGCCCUUCAUUCUCUCAGAGAAGUAUAUGACGCCAAAGGAUGAUGCUAUAAGAGAAACAGAUGUACCUGAAAGGAUUCAGCUGUUGGAGGACCUUACAGGACCUCCACCUACAGAUGACAAGAGCAUUGAAGAGGAGAGUGCCUGGAUAUACAACCAACUCAGCAGUUCCUUUGUUUCACCUCUAUUUGGUCAUGAUCAGCUAGUAAAGGAUAUUGAUAAGGAAGAUAUUGGACGUGUUUUGACUAUGGUGCAUGUUCAAAAAUUAGAUAUUCCAUUCAUUGCUAUGUACCGAAAGGAGUUUUGCCGUAGUCUCUUAAAAGAUUCUGAUGAUAUGAUUCAAAAUACAGAGGAAAAUUCUCCAAUUAAAUGGCACAAGGUUCUUUGGGCAGUGCAUAGUUUGGAUAGGAAGUGGUUACUUCUUCAGAAGCGCAAGAGUGCUCUUGAAAUGUACUACUCCAAACGUUUUGAGGAGGAAGCUCGUAGGAUUGAUGAUGAAACUAGACUUGCAUUAAAUAGACAAAUCUUUAGCUCUAUUUCUGAAGCUCUUAAGGAGGCAAAAUCUGAAAGAGAGGCUGAUGAUGUAGAUGCAAAAUUCAACCUGCAUUUUCCCCCAGGUGAAGUUGAUGUAGAAGAAGGACAAUUUAAAAGGCCAAAGAGAAAAUCCUUGUACAGCAUAUGCUACAAAGCUGGUUUGUGGGAGGUCGCUAACAAAUUUGGCUUUAAUUCUGAACAAUUUGGAUUGCACCUCUCAUUGGAAAAGAUGAGGUUGGAAGAGUUGCAAGAUGGAAAAGAAGUUCCAGAGGAAGUAGCUAGAAAUUUCACUUGCGCAAUGUUUGAGGCAGCUCAAGAUGUGCUCAAAGGUGCCAGGCAUAUGGCAGCAGUAGAAAUUGGUUGUGAGCCUGUUGUUAGAAAGCAUGUUCGUAGUAUUUUUAUGGAAAAUGCUGUUGUCUCUACAAGCCCUACUACUGAUGGAAACUCUACAAUUGAUGCAUAUCAUCAACUUGCUGGUGUUAAGUGGCUAAGGGAUAAACCUCUGUCUAAGUUUAUUGAUGCACAGUGGCUGCUUAUUCAGAAAGCAGAGCAAGAGAAACUUCUUCAGGUUACGAUAAAAUUGCCAGAAUCUGUACAAAGCAAGUUACUUGUUGAUGCGAGUGAGUGCUAUUUAAGUGAAUGUGUAAGUAAGCCAGCUCAACUUUGGAAUGAGCAACGCAAAAUGAUAUUAGAGGAUUCCUUUCAUAAUUUCAUACUUCCUUCAAUGGAAAAGGAAGCACGAUCUCUAUUGAUGGCCAGAGCUAAGAAUUGGCUUUUGAUGGAAUAUGGAAAGCAGUUGUGGAAUAAGGUCUCUGUAGGCCCUUAUCAGAGAAAGGGUAAUUCUGUUGACAUUGAGAAUGAAGAUGAACCGGAAUUAAGAGUUAUGACCUGCUGUUGGGGACCUGGAAAGCCUGCUAAUACUUUUGUAAUGCUGGAUUCAGCUGGAGAAGUUGUUGAUAUUAUUUACGCAGGUUCCAUUAGCAUAAAAUCCCAGGGUGUUGCUGAGCAGCAACGUAAAAAGGGUGAUCAAGACCGGCUUUUAAGAUUUAUGACUGAACACCAGCCUCAUGUUGUAUGCUUAGGAGCUGCCAAUCUGUCAUGCAGACAGCUUAAGGAUGACAUUUAUGAGGUCAUUUUCAAAAUAGUGGAAGAUCAUCCUAGAGAUGUCAGCCAAGAUAUGAACAUCACUAUAGUAUGGGGUGAUGAAUCUUUACCUCGGUUGUUUGAGAAUGCUAGAGUUUCUUCAGAUCAACUACCAGGACAGCCAGGCAUUGUAAAGCGUGCUGUGGCGCUUGGUCGGUACCUUCAAAAUCCUUUGGCAAUGGUUGCAACACUUUGUGGACCCGGCAAAGAAAUAUUGUCUUGGAAGCUUUGCCCUUUGGAUGAUUUCCUUACCCCUGACGAGAAGUAUGACAUGGUUGAGCAGAUAAUGGUUGAUGCAACCAACCAAAUAGGUGUUGAUGUUAAUUUAGCUUCUAGUCAUGAAUGGCUCUUUGCUCCCUUGCAAUUUGUUGCAGGUCUUGGGCCACGAAAAGCUUCUUCUUUACAGAGGGCCUUUGUAAGGUCUGGUUCUAUUUUCAAUCGGAAAGAAAUUCCAGUGGGAAAGAUCAUCAGGAAAAAGGUUUUCAUUAAUGCUGUCGGCUUUCUGAGAGUUCGCCGAAGUGGGGCAGCAGCAGCUACUAGUCAUAUCAUUGAUUUGCUUGAUGAUACAAGAAUUCAUCCAGAAUCGUAUGAUUUGGCAAAAACCAUGGCCAAGGACGUCUAUUCUGAGGAUGCUCCGGAUGAUAUCAAUGACAUGGAUGACGAUGUUCUAGAAAUGGCGAUUGAGCAUGUAAGGGAAAAAUCAGACAUGCUUAAAGUUCUUGUAAUUGAAGAAUAUGCAAAGAGCAUUGCUGAGCGUUUUGGGACUGAUAAGAAGGAAACUCUGGAAGAUAUAAAGAAUGAACUACUUCAUGGGUUUAAAGACUGGCGGCAUCCAUUUACUGAACCUAAUCCAGAUGAGGAGUUUAGUAUGCUAUCUGGUGAAAGUGAUGAUUCACUCUCUGAAGGGAGAAUUGUUGAAGUGAGUGUACGCUAUGUGCAGGAUUCUCGUGUUGUUUGCUUUUUUGAUUCUGGUCUCAAAGGUUUUAUCUAUGCAGAAGACUUUUCAGAUGAAGGCUUUGAGCCUGAAAAGGUGAAAGAAGGUGAUAUACUAACAUGCAAAAUCAAGAGUGUUGUUAAAAGUAGGUGUUUAGUUAAUUUAAUCUGUAAAGAAAGUGAAAUGAGGAAAAGGCAUUAUAUUCCUCAGAACCUAGAUCCUUUCUAUCAAGAAGAUGAUGUUACUUUACAUAGCGAGCAGGAGAAGGCUCGCAAGGAAAAGGAACUUGCUAAGAAGCGAUUCAAGCCAAGAAUGAUCAGCCAUCCUCGGUUUCAAAAUGUCACUGCUGAUGAAGCAAUGGCGUUCCUUGCUAACAAGGAUUCUGGAGAGAGCAUAAUUCGACCAAGUUCAAAAGGGCCAUCAUAUUUGACUUUGACACUGAAAAUUUCAAAUGGUGUUUAUGCUCACAAAGACAUCAUUGAAAGUGGAAAAGAUCACAAAGAUAUUACAAGCUUGCUUCGCAUUGGGAAAACAUUGACUAUUGACAAAGAUACUUUUGAGGAUCUUGAUGAGGUUAUGGAUAGAUACGUUGAUCCACUAGUAACUAAUUUGAAAAAUGUGCUUAGUUACCGAAAAUUCCGACGGGGAACAAAAUUGGAAGUUGAUGAUCAGUUGAGGAAAGAAAAGGCAGAAAAUCCAAUGAGAAUAGUUUAUAGUUUUGGCAUAUCCCAUGACCAUCCAGGAACUUUUGUUUUGUCCUAUAUUAGAAGCUCAAAUCCACAUCAUGAGUACGUUGGGUUGUAUCCCAAGUGUUUCAGGUUUAGGAAGAAGGAUUUUGAGGAUCUUGAUAGGUUAGUGGCAUAUUUUCAGAAGAAUAUUGACAAGCCACCGCUGGAAUCUGGACCGUCAAUACAGACUGUUGCUGCCAAGGUUCCAAUGAAAAGCCCAGCUUGGGGUUACUCUAGCGAUGGUGUAUUUGGUGGUUCCACAGGCAGCAAUGAUGGAUGGAGUAGUCAAACUCCAGACCGGGAGAGGACAUCUACGCCAGGUUCUAGAGGAGGAAGAUCUGACUAUAGGGGCCGUGGUGGCCGAGAUGGCCAUCCUAGUGGACUGCCAAGGCCAGGCCGAGGUCGAGGUCGAAGCUAUGGAAGAGGAAACAAUUUUGAGAGUGGAGGCCGAGGUUCAGAUUAUGGUAAUUCCAAGUGGGGUUCGAAUUCUGAUCAUGGCAAUUCCAAAUGGGGUUCGAAUUCCGAUCAUGGCAAUUCCAAAUGGGGCUCAAAUUCAAAUGAUGAUCAUGGCAAUUCCAAAUGGGGCUCAAAUUCUAAUGAUGAUCAUGACAAUUCCAAGUGGGGCUCAAAUUCUAAUGAUGAUGAUGGCUUAAGCAGCUUCCCUGGAGCUAAGGUCCAAGACUCACCUGGCAAGGAAAGAUUCCCCGGUGGUUGGGACGCCACUGGUAGAGGUGGUGGAGGUUGGGGGGGCAGCAACAAUGCUGCGGAAGACAGAGAGGAUGGUGGCUUUGGCGGUCGAGGUUGGGGCAAUUCUCGUGGUGACUCAGCUGGUGGUGGUUGGGGAGGAGGAGAUGCUGGUUUUGGCAGCAAUACGGGUGGUGGCUGGGGUGGGAACUCUACCGGCGGUGGUGGCGGUGGUCGGGGUGGGAAUUCUGCAGGCGAUGGUGGUGACGGUCGGGGUGCAGAUAGCUCAGGUUGGGGAAGUUCGAAGAAACUGGUUCCUCAAGGUGGUGGUGGUGGUGGGUGGUCUGGAGGCGGAGGUGGAAGUAGAUCAGGUGGUGGUUGGGACUAAGGAAUGCAUUCCGGCGAACAUUCAAAAAACCUCAGGUGCUUGUUUGGCUGCAGUUCUCGUCUUCUUCAGGUGAUUGGCACUAAAACAGAUCAAAUAUUUAUUUUGCUGCAGUUGAGGUAAGCGUUGCAAGAAAACAUUCAUCAGUAGUUCUCUAUUGUUAAGCGCAUUGCCUUCUUUAUUUAAGUUGGCAGCUUCAAUUUGCUAACCAACUUAUAUAUUUUGUCUAAGCUGUAUUUUCUGAUCGGAGUGCCUCUUUCUGUAGUGUUGUUUUUGAUCUAUUUGAAUUAGAUUUGGUUUGAAGCCAAGUGAUGGAUCUGCAGGUCAGGCAUCUGUAUAAAACUGAAGUGAUAUAAUGGCUGCAAUUUUUUUUAUU